Molecule: messenger RNA, 1824 nt
Organism: Dendroctonus ponderosae (mountain pine beetle)
Lineage: Eukaryota; Metazoa; Arthropoda; Insecta; Coleoptera; Curculionidae
Product: zinc finger protein 653
Exons: 6
Coding region: 350-1447 (365 amino acids)
Source: RefSeq, a predicted model, not a curated record
AUGACACUUUGAAUUGUUUACUUUUUUGGACUUUGUUAUUUUGAUUUGUUUAGCUUAUAUUUUUAGUAGUGUGUUCUAGUGUUUUUCCCCAUUAUAUGCAUAACUUUUAAGAAUUUGAUUCGACGUGCGCCUGUUAUAAUAUAAAGGUUUUACUGAUACAACACACCAGUUGGAGCCACAUAACGUGUUUGACGGAUAACACGCACGUUAAAGUUAACGUGAGUGAUACAGCACAGGGCUGAAUGUCGAUAUUCAAACUCGAAAUUAACGGGAAAGUGCAAACGUAGAUUCAUUAUUCUUUGUGAAACUACUGUAAUUAGGUCAACGUGAAACUUAAUAUAUUGCUAAAAUGCAAGAAAGCUGCACUGAUCUGGUGGCAUGUGAGCCUGCAGAAGAUCAACAAGAAUAUUUAAGCAUUAACUACACUGACCAUUUUCCUGAUUCUAAUACGAAAGCUGAUACAGAUCAAAAAUGCAACAAUUUAAAUAGAAAAUUCACUUGUAUCAAGGGUCCAAAACACCCAAGUACAUCAGAAUCUAUGAAUAAUAGUAAGCAUUUUGAGAAGUACGAAAGGUUGUUCAUUAGGCUUAUCAAGCUUGAUAGUACUAAAUUGAGUCAGACUGGACCCAGCAGUAAUGCUAAAAACAGUUCACAACAAUUAUCAUCGGCUAAGCUCGACUUCAAAGCAAAUUUAACUGAAAGCCCACUUAAAAGACCAAAAAUCGAGAGUAAAGGAGGGAAUUUGCUUAAUGUAAACAAAACUGAAAGUGUACGAAUGGAGGAAUUGCUUUGGAAGCAAUUCAAAAAACGUAAAGAAAAAUUAGGACCAGAUGGAAGUUCAGGAGAAAAUAUAAAAGAGUCUGGAAUUAGUGAGUUUGAAAUUGAACCAUAUGAGUACAAAAAAACCGAAAAAUCAGUAUAUGAAACAUACGUUAAACUAGUAACGGCUAAUGGCAAAACAGAUCAUUGCUGCCUGCUUUGUCCAUUCGUGGGGCAAAGUUUCCAUCAAAUCUCUCUGCAUUACAAGUUUAAGCACAAGGAGAUACCGAUUGAAGAAAUGCACUUUUGUAAUGUGAGAGGGUGUCAAUUUAAAACUAUCCAUAAAGGUAUGUUCAAAUGGCACAUGCGAAGACAUGAAUUGGUAGGCAAUAAGCUGAUAUCCGCUGAAUUUACCUGUAACCAGUGUGGUAAAAUUUUUGAAAACAGAAAGGGAUUUUUAAUACACUUGAAGCACAUGCAUAAAGAACAAUUGGCUCAGAAUGAUUUUCCUUGCUCCACCUGCAAAUUUAGAGCCUCUAUCAAAGUGGAACUGGAGUCGCAUAUAUACAAAUGCCAUAUGCCAAGCACCGCUAAACCUAAAUUUACUUGUAACAUUUGUGGAUUUACGACUAUUUGUCAAGAUUCUUUUCAGAAGCACUUAACAAACGUUCACUUGAAAAACAACUGACAAUAUCUACAGAUUCUUUAUAUUAUACAAACUUUUUUCUACACUACUUGUUAGUAUUAGUGGUAACAAUGUCUAUGAUGAGGCCUUAUUUCAAGCAGCAAUAUGAAAGGUUUAUUUAUUGUUUAUUUGCACAUUUAAUUAAGUAGAAUAUGUUUAGAAUUGUGCGCAUCAAGGAAUAUAUGCUAUAGACACCAAACAGUUACGUUUCCACAUUUGCACCUUUCAAUCGAAAUCCGCCUCCAUGAAUCUUUUUAUAAACAUAGGCGUUAAUCGAAUUUAUACAUAUUUAUACAUAACAUUAAAAACCUUUGUAACUAUAUUGAUUGAAUGUAUGAAACUUAUAACAUUUUUACAACUCAAUAAAACGGUAAGCCGUA